Molecule: messenger RNA, 3144 nt
Organism: Wallemia ichthyophaga EXF-994
Lineage: Eukaryota; Fungi; Basidiomycota; Wallemiomycetes; Wallemiales; Wallemiaceae
Product: Leucine-rich repeat-containing protein sog2
Exons: 3
Coding region: 1-3144 (1047 amino acids)
Molecular function (GO): protein binding
Source: RefSeq, a predicted model, not a curated record
AUGAGCGAGACCAAGGAAGGAGAUAAAAAGAAUAAAAAUGGGAAAAAUCAAUUAAAAUUAUCAAAUACUGAGAUUAUUGGCGUUAUUGAACGGGUGGUUAGCCAAAGCACCGUUGUCGACACUUGGGAUUUAUCCAAGGCUGGGAUCGAUACGCUGCCCGUGCAAGUUAUAAAUCUCAUAAAGCAAGACACUUGUAGACUCGCAUUGAGCUACAAUAGACUGGCUGGACUCCCAAAUGAGAUAUUGCAGCUGGGGAAGCUGCGAUACCUGAAUCUACGCGCUAAUAUGCUAAGUACAUUCCCAGUAGUCCUCACUCACCUCCCAAACCUCGAAAUUCUCGAGCUUGGGCGAAAUAAGAUCAAGAAACUGCCAAAACAUCCAGGCUGUCUUGCUAAUUUGAAGGUUUUCUCUAUUUCUAAGAACAGGCUCACUAGGAUCCCUGAUUACCUCUCCAACUUCCAUAACCUCCGUAUCAUCAAGCUAGACUCAAAUCCGAUAGAGUGGCCACCACCAGAUGCUUUUGACAGCUUCAACCACGCUGCUUCCUCAGUCACACACCCUGACUACCCUCAGAAACACAAGCUGGACUUGGAAAUGGAAGCCUGGGUUGCUGCUCUCAGGCGUUGGCUGAGACAUAACCCAGACAGUGGCACUCAAAACGACACACAUGAUAGUACACCCUCAAACACUCCUUCUCCAUUCAAUCCACCCACUCCUGACACUCCCAACAAUCACUACUUCUCUCCCACUCUCGACGUAUACAACUCUGACUACGCUUCAAAGUCAUCACAUGCUUCUCACGGCAGAAACGCAUCCUCCUCCGCAAUUUUCCCAAAGCGCAGCAUAAAUCAGGAGCUUAAAGUGAAAAAAAGUCUUCCCGACAUGCGUCACGGCAGCAAUAGGAUCAUCACCGACCCCACGCCCCUCAACGCUACCCUCCACAGAGACGAAAGUCUGUCAUUCGCCGUAGAAAGGAAGGAGAGUGUCGAUCUCCCCCCAAUUCCCACUCUUCCCAGCAGUCUUAGUGGUUUUCCAGGCCCGAGCUCCGUAUCUGAAACUGAGACAUCCGAGCAUAACUGUAGUCGAGAGUAUAAACAGGAGCAUUAUCCGGCAACUCCUCUAUCGAGAAACAUUGAACAUCUACAGAAACAGGCAUUGCAUUCAUCCACAGUCAGCACCACAUACAAACACAGACACACGCCCACUCCACCCUCCCCACUUUCCAUCUCCAACACGGACAUAAUAGUUGACGCCGCAAACAGUCUCCUCUUUGCGCUCUCACAGACUCACUCUGCCAUCUCGCACCUCGUUACACUCACACACUCGGAUUUUGCCGUGGUGGUUGGACCCCUGCUUAAUAGUGCGGCGGGAGGGCUUGACCCGCUCUUCCGCGUGCUGGGAGGGAAGGUGCACUCUGGGAAUUCUGUACAUUCUGCGCAUUCCAGCAACACCAUUGAAGAUCUCACCGACGCUGUCAAGAUGGCCAGCAGGGCAUUCUCACCACUCAUUGCAGAGUUACGCGCGAGAGUUGCCGGGAGAUUCGUAGUCGAUGCGCAGUUCGUUCAUCCUGUCGUACUCCGCAUGGUUGUCCUCACUCUAUACGGGAGUAUGUCAGAAAUAGCCAAUGUGUGGCGGGUGAUGAGUGGUUGUGUGGGGGGUGUGAGUGGUUUGAGUAGUGUGAGUGGCGGUGAUAGGGGUGGUGGGGGUGAUAGGAAUGAAAACCAGCUACAGCACCAGCAAGCACAAAAACCACUGCAACCGCUACAACCCAACCAAGUCCACCAACCACACCAAACUCGUAGCAUUGACAAGAGCACUAAGAAGGUCUAUCGUCAAGGCGUUUCUUUGACACAGGCUGAUUUCGACUAUGUCCACUCACAUAACAGUGCACAGAGCAGCACACUCGCUCCAAGUGCCCCAAACACACCCAGCGAUCGCUUGCCUUAUCUCGAUCUCGAUAAUCCGCGCACACCUACUAGUCGUUCUCCCGAGCCUGGAUCUACGACGGCGCAUGAGCAAGCACAGUUGGAUGGUCAUGUUCGUGAACGUGAACGUGAUGAUGUACAUUCCCAACUACGCACACCAUCCCCACACGCACACCCAGCACAACUCCAGCCGCACCAAAUUGACACACUUAAAGUGGCACCACGGACACCCCGCGCUAGCACGCCCGACGAUGCGGGAGAGCUGGUGGAGUUGAUAGGUAGUUGUGUAGAGGUAGGCGGACGGUUUUGGCCUGUACUGGACGAGGAUGUCGCUAGCACGAGCACAUACGAUGAUGGCGGGGAUAGCGUUCAUAAAAAUGCCAAUACAAAUACGAAUACGAACACUCGAGCCACGCUUAAGGCAAACACCCCCUCUCACACCUCAGAUCCAAUCAUGGUCGAGCUGCGCGAUAAAUCCAACGAGGCCAAACUGCUCACUGCUAAACUAGCCCAGGAUUUAGAGGUGGUGAAGAGUGCGAGGAACGCCUAUGGAGUUGGCGGAUUGCGCGCCGCUGAUGCGGCAUGUGUGAAGGUGCUGUUUGAGCAUGCCUCGGCGUUUAAUAAGAUGGUGAUUUGGAUGGCAUCUCUCGUUAAGGGUCUCGGCGAAAUGAGACGUCUGCCGCUCAAGACACGCAGGAGGAUGCAGAUGAUUAUGGAUCUCGUGUCGGAGUUGACAGUGCAGCUGCACGUGUCGCAGUACAGACCACUAGCGCCAUCGCCCAACAGCGCAGCACUGAACAUGGCAAGUGGGAGUGGUAGUGGUGGAGUAAUUGGAAAUGAGGUGAACGGUUCAAAUAGCUUAAAUAGCUUAAAUAGCUGGAAGAGUUUGAAUAGCACAGCACCUCGCUCACCCAAGUCAGCCAAGUCCUCCAAAUCUACAGGCAAAAAAAGUCGUGAGAAAGGAUUAGGAAUGGCGGCAUUCCCUGCACCCGUUCUCUCCAGAUCACAGAGCUCUAUGCCGGCGAAUAUGGCUAGCAUGGCUGGCAGCAUGAGUGCGGGUAUGGGUAUGGGCAAAAGACCUUCACAGCCAAGAUCAGCUACUAACUUUGGAGCGGGAUUAAGCAAGGUAUUCAGCCCGACUAGCUAUGCAGAUAGUAAAAAACGCGGUGGAAGUGUUUCGGGAUAUAGUGCUAGCUCAGAUUCGACGAGUUAUGAGUGA